Molecule: messenger RNA, 761 nt
Organism: Columba livia (rock pigeon)
Lineage: Eukaryota; Metazoa; Chordata; Aves; Columbiformes; Columbidae
Product: cytochrome c oxidase subunit 4 isoform 1, mitochondrial
Exons: 5
Coding region: 115-630 (171 amino acids)
Biological process (GO): mitochondrial electron transport, cytochrome c to oxygen
Source: RefSeq, a predicted model, not a curated record
UCCCCGCGGCUGGGGGACGCUCUGUUGAGGCGUCUCUCUCACCCUCCCAGCGUGACCCGCGCUUCCGCUUGUCGGCUCCUUCCGGUCGCAGCCCGGUAGAGGACGGUCGGCAGGAUGUUGGCUUCGAGGGUCUUCAGCCUCAUUGGGAAGAGAACCAUUUCCACCUCCAUCUGCUUGAGAGCGCACGGACAUGCUGGUGUUGUCAAAGCCGAAGAUUUCAGCCUCCCAGCCUAUGUGGACCGGAGGGACAUCCCCUUGCCUGAAGUCGCCUUCGUCAGGGAUCUCUCUGCUCAGCAGAAGGCGCUGAAAGAAAAGGAAAAAGCCUCUUGGACCGCUCUGUCCGUCGAUGAGAAGGUUGAACUGUAUCGUAUCAAAUUUAAUGAGACCUAUGCAGAAAUGAACAAAGGUUCAAACGAGUGGAAGACGGUCCUGGGCGGAGUUCUGUUCUUCCUCGGCGUAACUGGGCUCAUCCUCAUUUGGCAGAAACAUUACAUGUAUGGCCCCAUCCCGCACACCUUUUCGGACGAGUGGGUGGCGUCGCAGACCAAGAGAAUGCUGGACAUGCGGAUGAACCCUGUGGAGGGCAUCUCUUCCCAGUGGGAUUUCGAGAAGAACGAGUGGAAGAAAUGAAGCAACUGAGCGGAACCUGCUUGGCUUGAACGUGAAAUGAUUCCAUCACCUGUGCGUGACCUCGUUGCUAAUGUACUGGAACAACCUCUCCACCUACAAAGAUGCUAAUAAAUGUCUGGUUAACUUGAAAA